This is a messenger RNA of Helicoverpa armigera (cotton bollworm), 3496 nucleotides long. RefSeq names its product phosphatidylinositol 4,5-bisphosphate 3-kinase catalytic subunit delta isoform (gene Pi3K92E). Gene Ontology annotation, cellular component: phosphatidylinositol 3-kinase complex; plasma membrane; cytoplasm. NCBI's taxonomy places the organism in Eukaryota, Metazoa, Arthropoda, Insecta, Lepidoptera, Noctuidae. Gene Ontology annotation, molecular function: 1-phosphatidylinositol-3-kinase activity; 1-phosphatidylinositol-4-phosphate 3-kinase activity. The record is from RefSeq and is a predicted model, not a curated record. Gene Ontology annotation, biological process: cell migration; phosphatidylinositol 3-kinase/protein kinase B signal transduction; phosphatidylinositol-3-phosphate biosynthetic process. The transcript is spliced from 19 exons. The coding region runs from base 267 to 3449 and encodes 1060 amino acids.
UAGAAGAAAGAAAUAGAAGAAAACUAUAUCAGUACCAUAAACAAUUUACUUUGCUCAUAGUUUGUUGCACGUAAUCUUUAUUUACAAUUUCACGAAAACAUAUUUUAAUAAUUUACGUUCGUACAUUUAUUACUUAAUGAAUUAUGUAAACAUUUUAUGAAAAGUUGGGGACAGCGACCGGGUCGCUGCAGACGCAAGUUAUCAGUGAAAGUUCGUAAAAUGUCGCGGGGGUAAUUUGAGUAACCUGGGAAAAUAAUACCAAAACAAUGGUUCCUGCGCCGAGUUGCCCGUUUACGUGGGACUACUGGACGGCCUCGCCGUCAGAUGUGGUGGAGCUCACGUGCCUGCUGCCGAACUCUGUUUACAUUCCUCUGAGGAUAAGCUGGGAUGCCACUCUUCAGGAUGUCAAAGAGGACAUAUGGGACAGGGCCGUCAACUAUCCCCUCUUUGGGAUGUUGCACGAGAUGUCCAGCUACGUCUUCCAGUUCGUCAACUCUUUGGCGGUACUGGAGGAAGUGGACGAUGAGAACAAGCGCAUCCGUGACAUAAAGCCAGUAUGCGGUGUGCUUAUGAUCGUCAAGAAGUCCAUUGAAAGACCUGGAGAGCAGUUGCUGAACACACAUAUUAGUCAUUUAAUUGGAAAGCGCCUCAAUGAAUUCGACGACAUCCGAAGUUCGGAAGUCAAUGACUUUCGGAUGCGUAUGCGAUACCUAGCCGAAGAGAGCCUCUUCAAGCGAGCACAGAGUACCAGGCUCGAGAGACUCCGGUACCAGUGCCCUCCGAGACUGGCUGAUCAUCCAGAGACGCCGACCACUUUGAAUACGAACCUCAAUCAACACUGCUUCUUGCUCGUCACCAAGUUUGCAAACUCUGAGGUACAAUUCUCAUCAAGCGUCCCCGCAACGCGAACCCCACAGCAGCACAUAGAAGCAAUCCUACGCAAGCUAGCCAAUUCCUUGAACAUGCGCGGUGAACAUCCUCACAACUACGUUCUGAAGGUGUGCGGACGCGAGGAGUAUCUCUUCGGAGACUACCCCCUCAUACAGUUCCUGUACAUCCAGGAGAUGCUCGCGACGGAUGGAGUGCCUCAAGUCAUGACGGUCAGCAUGGAUAAACUGCCGUUGACGCUGAACCGUGACCUACCCUACUAUCCAUACUGCUUACCGGAGCGACGGCGUCUGACAUCGGAACACUCGAACACGAUGCGACGCAAGAAGAACGAGUCCGCGUGGAAUAUAGACAAGUAUUACUCGUGUGUCGUGCAGAGUGUUAGCAAGUUGAACGUCGAUCCUGGGAAUGGUGCUGCGGUAAUAUGCCAAGCCGGUAUAUUCCACGGCGGCAAGCCCCUAUGUGAAACACAGAAGACUCGGGCGGCCAUCAUGACGGACGGAGUGGCCGUAUGGGACCAAGAGCUGACUUUCCCCAUCAAGGUGUACAACCUGCCGAGAAUGGCGAGGGUCUGCUUCGGGGUCUACGAGAUCACGAAGAGUAAGAGUAAGAGGAGAGGAAAAGACUCAAAUAAGGAGGGUGUAAACAGACUGACGUGGUCGAACACAAUGAUAUUCGACUACAAAGACCAGCUGCGAACGGACGGCGUGACGUUGUCCAUGUGGACGCACGUAGCUGACGACACGCAAGGGGAUGAUCUGGUGCUGCAUCCCUUGGGCACGGUGGUCUCCAACCCUAAUACCGACUCUUGUGCCUCGUUGCAGGUUAAGUUCUCGAAUUACGACUGCCAAUACCCCGUGCUGUUUCCUAAAGAGGAGACCGUAAAAGAUUACUCGGAGGCAAUAGAGACCCUAGCUCCUGACGUGUUGGAGCGACUGAGCCGCGAGUACGACAGGCUGCGAGCGACGGCCGAGAAGGACCCCAUGUAUGAGAUGCACGAACAGGACAAGAAAGAUAUUUGGGCUUCGAGAGAGCGGUUCCGCCUCGAAGCACCAGAGCUACUCCCCAAGCUGGUCUCCUGCGUGGAGUGGGGCGAGCGCGGCGAGGCGGCCAGCGUGCGGCGCCUGCUGGCAGACUGGCCUCUACUCAGAGUCGAGUCUGCGCUGGAACUGCUGGACUAUGCAUAUGCUGACUGCGCUGUACGGUCCUUUGCGGUUAACUGUCUGGCUAGGAUCAGUGACAACGACCUACUCCUAUACCUAUUACAACUGGUGCAAGCGCUGAAACACGAGUCGUAUCUGAUGUGCGACCUCUCCGUGUUCCUACUGAAGAGGGCCUUCAAGAAUAUGACCAUCGGACACUAUCUGUUUUGGCAUCUAAGAUCGGAGAUGCACGUGCCGUCAGUAGCAGUUCGGUUCGGGCUGAUGCUGGAGGCGUACUGCCGCGGCUGUCAGGACCACAUCAACAGUCUCACGCGACAGAUCACGUGUCUCGAUAAGCUUAAGUGGGCGAGUCAGUGCGUGCGGAAGAAGAAAGAGAUAAAGCAAGCUCGAGCGGCCCUCAUUCACCACUUACAAGAGCAGCACUGCGUCGAAACACUCUGUGAUUUUGUGUCGCCGCUUAACCCUAGCUUUGUGUGCAAGCGCAUCAAGCCCGACGAUUGCCGCGUGAUGGACAGUAAGAUGAGGCCGCUAAAGCUUCGGUUCGAGAACGCGGACCCCACAGGGUCUGAUAUUAGCAUUAUAUUGAAGAUUGGAGAUGAUCUCAGACAGGAUAUGUUUACGCUGCAGAUGUUGAGGAUUAUGGAUAGGCUGUGGAAGAAUCACGGAUAUGAUUUUAGAAUGAACCCAUACAACUGCAUUUCGAUGGAGUACGCGGUGGGUAUGAUCGAGGUGGUGGAGGACGCGGCCACCGUCGCCUACAUACAGAAGCAGAGCGCACUGUUCAACGCCGCCUCCACUAUUUAUAAGUCUACUUUAUUACAAUGGCUCCGUCGCAACACGGAGAACAACGAGGCAGCUUUCAACAAAGCGGUGGAGGAGUUCACGAUGAGCUGCGCCGGCUACUGCGUCGCGACCUACGUGCUCGGCAUCGCCGACAGACAUCCCGACAACAUCAUGGUCAAGACUAGCGGCCAGCUAUUCCACAUAGACUUCGGUCACUUCCUAGGGCACUUCAAGCAGUGGUACGGGUUCAAGCGCGAGCGAGCACCGUUCGUCCUAACGCAUGACUUCAUACACGUCAUCAAUAAGGGACAGAAGGGAUCGGGAGACAACUUGCCUAUAGACUUCAAGAUAUUUAGGGAGCAUUGUGAAACGGCGUUCAAAAUCCUCCGCAAGCACGGGCACCUGAUUCUGUCUCUAUUCUCAAUGAUGAUCUCGACGGGUCUGCCCGAGCUCAGCUCAGAGAAGGAUCUGCAGUAUCUCCGUGAAACUUUGGUAAUGGACUUAUCAGAAGAGAAAGCACUAGAGCACUUCAGACAGAAAUUCAACGAAGCUAUGAAGAAUAGAUGGCAGACUUCCUUCAACUGGGCUAUCCACAAUAUCGACAAGAACAACUGACAGUGACCCGCGGCCCGCCGCCUCUCUGACAAACGUCACUAGGUAAC